AUGGGCUUCCUCAGCAGCCUCUUUCAUUGCCUUCACAGCAUCAUCGGGAACCACGGCAGCCUCAAGUCUUCUGACUCUGAGGUGAACAGUGGCCGGGCACUCAAGAUCUCUGGUUCUGGGCUAGUCAGUUUCCAGCAGAGCAGGGAGACCCACGGGGAAGAGAAGGGGGCCUCAGGACUGAAGGCUGGGCACCGCUGGGCUUUCAGCUCUGGUUCCUGCCUGCCUCAGCCAACUCUGACGCUGGAGGGCGCAGACGGGGCGGCCGCCCCGACUCCGCCCUGCCCCAGGCGUCCGGAGGGAGCGCAGCGCCGCCGCCCCACAGACGGGCUCUCUCUGCAAUCGAGAGCUCCUCGCCCGAUGGCCGCGCCGCCGCUGCUCCUCGAGGCCCUGCUGGUGACCCUGCUCGGGGCGCCCUCCUCGACUGCCGCCCCGACCGAGGUGAGGCUGGGCGUGCUGCUGCCCGGGCGCAACGUGGGCUACCCCUGGGCCUGGCCGCGCGUCCAACCCGCCCUGAGCCUGGCCCGGGAGGCGCUGGAGCCCCAGCUGCGCCACCAAGGCCUCGCCCUCCGCACCGCCUUCGCUUCCACCGAGGACGCGGACGGCAAAUGCGACUCCGGACUGCCGCUCCUAAGAGCCGGGGCCUACCGGAGGGGAGAGUUUUACAACAGGACGGUGUACGGCGGCCCGGCGGGGCCCGACCUCCGCGCCUUCCUGGCCCAGCUGCUCGGGCACUUCAACUGGACCUCCCGCGCCCUCCUGGUCGUCAGUCCCAAGCGGGAUCACUUGCAAUACUAUUCCCGCUUGUUGAGCUUGCAGGAGGAGCUGGCGGCCGUCCCCAGCUUCACCGCCCUCACUCACUACUAUAAGCAGGCCGGCGAGGCUGUCCACUUCACCCAGGCCAACGGGCGAGUGGUCUUCAUCUAUGGGUCCUUGGAGAUGUUGCAGGAGAUCAUGGGCCUGGCACAGACUCAGAACAUGACCAGCGGUGACUACAUCUUCAUCUAUGUGGACAUUUUUGGGGAAAGCCUGAGAGCUGAGGGGCAUCGUGAGGCAGCCAAGCCCUGGCAGAGCAAAGAGAGCCAAGAUGCAGGAGGCCUCCGAGAGGCCUUCCAGACGGUGCUGGUGGUCACUCCCCAUGAGCCCCAGACCCCCGAAUACCGGCGUUUCCAGAGCCAGCUGAUCCUGCGUGCUCAGAGAGACUUUGGUGUGGCAGUGAAUGACUCCAUGGGGACAGUGGUGGCCGUCUGCUUCCACGAUGUGCUGCUGCUGUAUCUCAGGGCCCUGAAUGAAACAUUGCAGGAAGGCGGAACCAAACGGGACACCAGCCGCAUCCUGGAGAAGAUGAGGGGCCUGGAAAUCCAGGGUGUCACUGGGACAGUGAGCCUCAACAGCAAAUAUGACCGAGAGAUGGAUUUCGACCUGUGGGCCAUGAAGGAUGUGGAGAGCGGAGAAUACCAGGUGGUGGCUCAUUACAUGGGGCCAGAGAAGCGGAUCAAGUGGCUGGGGCCCAUUCAUUGGAAGAAGGGGAGGCCCCCUCUUGACAACCCAGACUGUGUCUUCAACAUGGAUGGCCUCUCCAGUGGUAAAAGUGGGUGUGUCCAGGGGUAGAGGGACGUCAUCUCACUGGCCUGUUCUCAUUGGCCAUUCCUAAGGCCUUUCAUCCCCUCUGCCACCUCCAGUGGUGAUACAUCUUACAAGCAGGACGACCCUAAGUAGGAAAAUUCAGAUGGCUGCCAUUUUGCCUCCCGUUCUGCUCUCUGGCUGGGAGCCAAGAGCUGAUUCUCCACCAAGCAGUUUGUCUGUACACAAGGCACUGGCAUGUUUUCAUUGGGUUAAGUUUUUAUAUAUUCAUACAGUAUAGUUGGCAUGAUUUCACAGGUUUGUAUUUUCACACGUCUGAAUAGGAGUCCUGAUUUCCUCCUCUCUCGUAGACCUGCCGUCACUGCUCACUGCACGGCAACCAAUCCUAAAAACAUACAGAGAGCAAACUGAUCAGUCUGACCAAUGGUUGUGUAUUUAAACAAAUAAAAAGCCUUACCAUUUCA
Molecule: messenger RNA, 2045 nt
Organism: Heteronotia binoei (common prickly gecko)
Lineage: Eukaryota; Metazoa; Chordata; Lepidosauria; Squamata; Gekkonidae
Product: atrial natriuretic peptide receptor 2-like
Exons: 8
Coding region: 1-1608 (535 amino acids)
Cellular component (GO): membrane
Molecular function (GO): peptide hormone binding; signaling receptor activity
Source: RefSeq, a predicted model, not a curated record